Molecule: messenger RNA, 753 nt
Organism: Haliotis rubra (blacklip abalone)
Lineage: Eukaryota; Metazoa; Mollusca; Gastropoda; Lepetellida; Haliotidae
Product: acetylcholine-binding protein-like
Exons: 4
Coding region: 21-725 (234 amino acids)
Biological process (GO): nervous system process; chemical synaptic transmission; signal transduction
Cellular component (GO): membrane; neuron projection; synapse
Molecular function (GO): neurotransmitter receptor activity; extracellular ligand-gated monoatomic ion channel activity; transmembrane signaling receptor activity
Source: RefSeq, a predicted model, not a curated record
ACAGGCAUUUAUGCACAUAGAUGUCCACGAUGUCCACGGGAACGUUUGUUGGGCUGCUGGCAAUAUGUGCCGUCGCUCAGUGCCAGCUCUUUGAUGCUCUGUACACAUACGUCUUGGGAAAAGCUGCUGGUACCACUAUCCCAAUGACGAGCAGUAACCAGCCAGUCAAUGUAUCCAUAGGGAUGUCCCUUAUACAUCUUACCUCAUUGAAUUCUAAGUCAGGUGAUGCUGAGCUCGAAGUAUGGAUGAACUUCGGAUGGACAGACACAAGACUGUCGUGGGACCCCACAACUUUCAACGACACGACUGUUAUCCGUCUGCCAGCAUCUAGAAUCUGGAACCCGGAUGUUCUGCUCUUCAAGGGACACACAAGCAGCCCUGAAACCUUGACUCAGGUGGACAACAGAGGAGGUGUCAUGUAUAUGCCACCUACCACUUUGAAGACGUGGUGUUACGUCGGGAACUAUACUUCUGACGGCAGCGUCACUUGCAGACUUAAAUAUGGAUCUUGGGCUUAUGAUGUCUCUGUUCUCAACGUAGUUGAGUCGUCGAACGAAGUGGACCUCUCGAACUACGACUCGGAUGGGACAGAGUGGGAGUUGACUGAGCAAAAGGUGGAACGUAAGGUCACGCACUAUGCAUGUUGUUCAUAUACGGACGUAGUCUUCAGCCUCACCUUCAAGGAGAAGGGAAGGCGAAACAGCGUAUGGAACAUAUUUGACUAAUCUUAAAGUUCAAGUCGUCUGGAAGAGG